AUGCAAAUCAGAAUUCACCAAAUUGGGCCAGGAAUGGUCCAACAGAUCCAAUCAAUGUGUUUGGAAUGCCAGGGUCAAGGAGAGCGCAUCAAUCCAAAAGACAAAUGUAAAAACUGCAAUGGGAGGAAAAUUGUAAGGGAAAAGAAGAUACUAGAAGUUCACUUGGAUAAAGGAAUGAGAGAUGGUCAGAAGAUUACUUUCCAUGGAGAAGGUGACCAAGAACCAGGUUUGGAACCGGGAGACAUAGUAAUUGUUUUGGAUCAAAAGGAUCAUACUUUAUUUACCAGGCGUGGCGAUGACCUUUUGAUGCAUAUGGAAAUUGAGCUGGUUGAAGCAUUGUGUGGCUUCCAGAGACCAAUCGCUACUUUAGACAGUAGAACUAUUGUCAUAACAUCCCACCCUGGUCAAAUAGUCAAACAUGGUGAUGUUAAAUCUGUUUUAAGUGAGGGUAUGCCUGUCUAUCGCAGACCAUAUGAGAAGGGACGUCUGAUCAUUGAA
Ailuropoda melanoleuca (giant panda) is the source of this 498-nucleotide messenger RNA. Its product is annotated as dnaJ homolog subfamily A member 1-like. The transcript has a single exon. Gene Ontology annotation, molecular function: Hsp70 protein binding. The annotation marks the transcript as partial. Lineage: Eukaryota; Metazoa; Chordata; Mammalia; Carnivora; Ursidae. Gene Ontology annotation, biological process: protein folding. The record is from RefSeq and is a predicted model, not a curated record.